This is a messenger RNA of Grosmannia clavigera kw1407, 1329 nucleotides long. RefSeq names its product 60S ribosomal protein L3. The record is from RefSeq and is a predicted model, not a curated record. Lineage: Eukaryota; Fungi; Ascomycota; Sordariomycetes; Ophiostomatales; Ophiostomataceae. Gene Ontology annotation, biological process: ribosomal large subunit assembly; translation. Gene Ontology annotation, cellular component: ribosome; cytosolic large ribosomal subunit. The transcript is spliced from 4 exons. The coding region runs from base 1 to 1329 and encodes 442 amino acids. Gene Ontology annotation, molecular function: RNA binding; structural constituent of ribosome.
AUGCGGGAGAGGACCGGCUUCUCUUGCAUGGCAUCUCGUCUUCGACCGUCUUGUCCGGUUUUGCUGACAAAAACUGCACAGGUCUCACCGGAAGUACGAGGCGCCUCGCCACGGUUCGCUCGCUUACCUUCCCCGGUACGAUUUUCUCCAGAAGACAUCUCUGCGCCAUUGCUUCGAAGAUCCAGGUCCACUGACAAUUGGUAUAGGAAGCGGAGUGCUAGCCACCGCGGUCGGGUCAAGUCAUUCCCCAAGGAUGACCCGAAGAAGCCGGUCCACCUGACUGCUACGCUCGGCUACAAGGCCGGCAUGACGACGAUUGUCCGCGACCUCGACCGUCCGGGUGCCAAGUCGCACAAGAAGGAGGUGGUGGAGGCUGUGACCAUCGUGGAUACCCCGCCUAUGAUCGUCGUGGGCCUUGUCGGCUACAUCGAGACGCCGCGUGGCCUGCGCUCGCUCACCACUGUGUGGGCUGAGCACUUGGGCGACGAGCUCAAGCGCCGGUUCUACAAGAACUGGUACAAGAGCAAGAAGAAGGCCUUUACCAAGUACGCCAAGAAGCACUCGGAGAGCAAGGGCGUGUCGAUCACGCGCGAGAUUGAGCGGAUCAAGAAGUACUGCACGGUUGUGCGCGUGCUGGCACACACCCAGAUUCGCAAGACGCCGCUGAAGCAGAAGAAGGCGCACUUGAUGGAGAUCCAGAUCAACGGCGGCUCCACGGCCGACAAGGUCGAGUUCGGCCAGGGCCUGUUCGAGAAGCCCUUCUCGGUCGACAGCAUCUUCGAGCAGGACGAGGUCAUCGACGUCAUCGCCGUCACCAAGGGCCACGGCUUCGAGGGUGUCACCGCCCGUUGGGGCACCAAGAAGCUACCGCGCAAGACCCACAAGGGUCUGCGCAAGGUCGCCUGUAUCGGUGCCUGGCACCCGGCCCACGUGCAGUGGACUGUUGCCCGUGCCGGUCAGCGCGGUUACCACCACCGGACGUCGGUUAACCACAAGAUCUACCGCAUCGGCAAGGGCGGUUCCGACGACAACGCGUCGACCGACCUUGACGUAACCAAGAAGACCAUCACUCCCCUCGGUGGCUUCGUCCGGUAUGGCGAGAUCAACAACGACUUCGUCAUGGUCAAGGGCUCCAUCCCGGGUACCAAGAAGCGCGUCGUCACCCUGCGCAAGUCUCUCUUCACGCACACGUCGAGAAAGGCGCUCGAGAAGGUCACGCUCAAGUGGAUCGACACCUCGUCCGAGUUCGGUCACGGUGCCUUCCAGACAAAACAGGAGAAGACCCAGUUCCAGGGCACGCUCAAGAAGGACCUCGAGACCAGCGCAUAA